Messenger RNA from Merops nubicus (carmine bee-eater), 1107 nucleotides. RefSeq names its product zinc finger protein 135-like. Gene Ontology annotation, biological process: regulation of transcription by RNA polymerase II. Gene Ontology annotation, molecular function: DNA-binding transcription factor activity, RNA polymerase II-specific; RNA polymerase II cis-regulatory region sequence-specific DNA binding. The record is from RefSeq and is a predicted model, not a curated record. NCBI's taxonomy places the organism in Eukaryota, Metazoa, Chordata, Aves, Coraciiformes, Meropidae.
GACCUGGUGAGACACACGCAGACUCGCAGUAACAAGAGCCUGUACGUCUGCAGUGACUGUGGCAAGAGCUUCACCAAGAAGUCUUACCUCAACAGGCACCGCCACACCCACAUCAUCAAGGAGAACUUUGCCUGCAAGGUCUGCUGCAAGGGCUUCACUGACAGCUCCACACUCAACCGUCACAUACGGACCCACACCGGGGAGAAGCCCUUUGCCUGUGACAGCUGCAGCAAGAGGUUUGCCUGUGACAAGUGCAGCAAGAGAUUCAAUCGCAGCUACCACCUCAUUGUGCACCGUCGCACCCACACUGGUGAGAAGCCAUACGUCUGUGGUGACUGCAGCAAGAGCUUCACCGUGAAGUGGAGCCUCACCCAGCACAUGCAGACCCACAUCGGUGGGAAGCCCUUUGCCUGUGACACCUGCAGCAAGAGCUUCAGUCAGAGAUCCCACCUCACCCAGCACCGCCGCACCCACACUGGUGAGAAGCCCUUUGCCUGUGACACCUGCAGCAAGAGCUUGAGAAAGCCGUUUGCCUGUGACAAGUGCAGCAAGAGAUUCAGGCACAGCUCCCACCUCAUCGAGCACCGCCGGACCCACACUGGUGAAAGGCCCUUUGCUUGUGACAAGUGUGGCAAGAGCUUCAGGCAGAGCUCCCACCUCACCCCGCACCGCCGCUCCCACACUGGUGAGAAGCCCUUUGCCUGUGACAACUAGCGAUCCCACCUCACCCAGCACCGCCGCACCCACACUGGUGAUAAGCCCUUUGCCUGUGACACCUGCAGCAAGAGCUUCAGGCAGAGCUCCCACCUCACCAAGCAUCGCCACACCCACACUGGUGAGAAGCCCUUUGCCUGUGACAAGUGCAGCAAGAGCUUUACCACCAAGACCAAACUCAACAAGCAUCUCCACACCCACACUGGGGGGAGACCCUAUGUCUGUGACAAGUGCAACAAGAGCUUCAGGCAUAGCUCCAAACUCACCCAGCACUGCCGCACCCACACUGGGGAUAAGCCGUUUGUCUCUGGUGACUGCGAUGAGAGCUUCGCUGACAAGCCCAGUGUCACCCAUCACAUACAGACCCACACCAGUAAGAAGCCCUUUGACUGA